Messenger RNA from Malassezia vespertilionis, 1293 nucleotides. RefSeq names its product arsenicals resistance (gene ARR3). The coding region runs from base 1 to 1293 and encodes 430 amino acids. Gene Ontology annotation, cellular component: plasma membrane. Gene Ontology annotation, biological process: arsenite transport; antimonite transmembrane transport. NCBI's taxonomy places the organism in Eukaryota, Fungi, Basidiomycota, Malasseziomycetes, Malasseziales, Malasseziaceae. The transcript has a single exon. Gene Ontology annotation, molecular function: arsenite transmembrane transporter activity; antimonite transmembrane transporter activity; antiporter activity. The record is from RefSeq and is a predicted model, not a curated record.
AUGUCUGAACUACAUGUGCCCAAGACAGAGAAGGCCCGCAAGCGCAAUAUAGACUUGGAAGUGGAAGAGCCUAUUUUGCAGCAGCGUACAGCAGAUGGCUAUCUCCAACAUCCCUAUGGCGGCGUCCCCGCUGCGCACUCCGCGUUGGACGAAGCGCGACAAUCGGACGCCAAAGGUGUUGCCAAGAGCCUGCUCCUAUCAAUCGGAUGGCUCGAUCGCCUUCUUUCGCUGUUCAUUAUCCUUGCCAUGAUCCUGGGUGUAAUUAUUGGCGAAUUCGCGCCGAACGCGAAACCCAACCUGGACGCUCGUACUUUCAAAGGUGUGCCUGUCUCGCUGACGGUGCCGCUUAUCACGAUGAUGUGGCCAAUUCUGACCGCUGUCAAGUACGAGCGCUUUCCAGACCUUUUUCAAACGCGCCGCAUUUGGUACCAAUUGGCGAUUUCGUUAUUUUUAAACUGGAUUAUCGGCCCGUUUCUCAUGCUGGGCGCUGCGUGGGCGACGCUUCCAGACCUAGCAGAAUACCGAAUUGGGGUCGUUAUGGUCGGUCUUGCGCGGUGCAUUGCCAUGGUUAUGAUUUGGGUCAAGAUUGCGCGCGGGGAUAGCGACACAUGCGCCAUCAUUGUGAUUGUCAAUUCCCUGCUCCAAAUGGUGCUGUAUGCACCGAUGGCGCUGUGGUUCAUCAAUGUGAUUUCCGGCGACCAUACGUUCCAUCUAGACUAUCCAAAAACAGCGACUGCUGUUGGCAUUUACAUGGGUAUCCCACUCGCCGCAGGAAUCGUGACGCGCCUCUCGCUCCUGUACUUGGUGGGCGAGGCGCGACUGAAGAAAUUCCUCGUCUACUUCCAGCCAUUGAGCCUCGUGUCUCUUUUGUGUGUGAUCAUCGUAAUCUUUGCGUCCCAGGCCAAGCAAAUUUUGCACAACCUCGGCCCCGUGUUCCGCACGAUUGCACCGCUCGCGCUCUACUUUGCGCUGAUGUGGACCUUUACUUUUGCCUUGAUAUGGUUCCUUUCUGUACGUUUCGGGAAAGAAGAAUGGGGCUACCAAAUGGCCGUUGUCCAGGCGUUUGUUGCUGGAUCGAACAACUUUGAGCUCGCUAUUGCAGUGGCAGUAGCAACGUACGGUGCGGAUGCAAAGCAGACACUGGCCACGACGAUUGGGCCGCUCGUCGAAGUACCUGUGCUGUUGACAUUGAGCUGGAUUGCUCUCGUUAUCGGUCGACGAAUGCGCUGGGACGUUGCAAUCUCGCGUCAACAGGCGCGGCGCGCGACUAAAGAAGUGCAUCGCAACGCGUAA